GUCUCUGUCUCUCAGCCUCACACUUCCUCUCCAUCCCUCCUCCAGCAGCAGCUUCUCCUCAGACAUGGAGAGCUGGUAGAAGCGCAGCGGCGGCGGCGGCUCUCCCCUCCUCGCUCCGAUGGAUGUUGGAUGUACCAUGCGGUCACCGCGGCUCUGGGCAGCUCUGUGCCUCCUCCUCCUCACCGCCUCUUGCCGGCUGUGCUCGGCCGCCCGACACGGUUGCUUGUUUGAGAAGAAGCUGUGUCCCAGAGAUCAGCUGUGCAAUGAUGAUGGUUUGUUUGGACAGUGCCAGGCUCCUCAUCAGGAACCCGUCCAGUAUCAGGUGUCUGUACCCGUCCUGCACAAACUGCAGGAAGUCCUCAAAGACCUGAUGGUUCAAGGUCUUAACUGGAAGGACGACAUGACCCAGGCAAUCAUCAGCCGAGAGCUGAGCCAAGUUCCCACCGUUGAAACCCACUCUAAACUUAGUGAGAAGUCACCCAAACUGUCCUCCAGGUUGCUGGGCCCCAGUCCACAGAGGGAUCAGGGUCCUGAAGAUCAAGCUGACCCCAAGAUGAUGCAGCAGUAUGUGGACUACAUGGUCCUCAACCCCUCCCGGUCUUCUGUCCACAUGCAGACACCCCUGCUGGACCCAUACACCUACCACAAGCAGCAGUACGGCUACCAGGAGGAGGAGGAGCGCUCCCUCAACUCUCUGGAUGAUAACCGGGCCCUCCCGUUCCAUCCCUCCUCCUAUCGCUCCAGAUCUCGAGGAAGUCCUCUGGACCGAGACCGGCAGCUCCUCCAGGAUCUAGUGUCCUUUUACCUCACUUCCCCUUCCUCCUCUUCUUCUUCCUCUUCCUCACCUGUUCAGUCUCUUCCCCGCCACAGAGGAGCAGUAGCAGCAGCAGCAGCUGGCCUCCCAUCCUCACUGUCCUCCUCAUCUUCUUCCUCCUUUUUCCCGGAGCUGGACUUCCCUCUGGACUAUGGUGAGGACUACGUUUCCCAGGUUGCACAGCAGGAGCCAGCAGAGAAGAAGGCACAGGAUGAGUACGAUGCCCUGUCAGAACUGGAUGAGCGUUCACUGCAGAGGCUGGCUCUGCUGCUCGAUCACUACGGUCUCGACAUGAAGGACUUGUCCCCCGAACAGAAAGAAGAUCUGCCCGCCGCUCUGAAGCAGCUGCAGCUGGAGAGCUCCUACGCCCAAAAGGAAUCCAAAGAUAAAUACGGGAACAAUGCUGCUACAGGAAAGAAGGUCUCAGAGGGCUCAAUGGCCUAUAAAAUGUCACCUCAGGAGGCUCCACCCUCCAACGCCAAGCCUCCGACACCAGAGGGAGUCCAGAAAGAGGCAACACCCACCACAACAGUCAAUCAGGACAAACUGGGGAAGAAGGAUCCAGCAGGUCAGGUGGACGAAUUUGGCUACAUCGUCACCAAUCAGAGCCCCCUCAGUCUGAACGACGGGGUGCGACUGCUGGAGCUGCUGUCGGAGAGGAUUGGCCUCUCCACCAACUCCUUCAUCAGAAUCAGUGUGGUCGGACCUGCAAUCACCUUCAGGAUCAGACCCAACGCCAAGAACCUGACAGCCGCCGACGUGGCCGACAAAGCUGUUGCAGAGAAGAACUUCCUGGAGUCUGAGACGGGCUUGAAGGUGCUGCAGAGUGGUGUUGGAGAGAAGAAUAAUGGGAAGUCUUUGCCCUUGGCGACCAGAGUCCAGCCCCGCUCCCGCUGGGUGUUUGCAAUGCUGGUGGCCAUGGCCUGCAUCGGCGGCAUCCUGGUGGCGGCCAUGACCAUCACCUGCCUGCGUCACCAUGCACACCGACUGGCGGCAAAGAAGCUGGGUCUGGGACCAGAAGGAGGCAGCUUCAGCCACCAGGAGUACCAGGACCUGUGUCGCCAGCAUAUGGCCUCCAAAGGUGCCUUUGGACGCCUUGAAGCUGCCGCCCUGGGUGCUGUGGGAGGAGCAAGUGGAGGAAGUGGAGGAGGAGGUGGAGGAAGUGUUGCGGGAGGUGCAGUGGGAGGCGGAGGUACAGAUUCGAGAGUGAGCAGCGUUUCGUCCCAGUUCAGCGACGGCGCCCAGCCAAGCCCCAGCUCCCAUAGCAGCACGCCCUCCUGGUGUGAGGAGCCAGCUCAGGCCAACAUGGACAUCUCUACUGGUCACAUGAUACUGGCUUACAUGGAGGACCACUUAAGGAACAAGGACAGGCUGCUGAAGGAAUGGGAGGCUCUGUGUUCCUACCAGGCCGAACCCAGCGCUGUCUCCGUGGCUCAGAGCGACACCAACGUGAAGAAGAAUCGCUGCCCUGACUCGGUGCCCUGUGAGUUCCUCAACAACUUCACUCCCAUCAGCAUUAAGUAUCCUAUGGUGUGGGAGAAUGGAUGCACUGUGAUCGUGAUGAUGACAGCUCUGGUGGAGGAUGGAGAGAAACAGUGUGACCGCUACUGGCCUGAUGAAGGCUCGUCCCUCUACCAUAUCUAUGAGGUGAACCUGGUGUCGGAGCACAUCUGGUGUAACGACUUCCUGGUUCGAAGUUUCUACCUAAAGAACGUGCAGACGCAAGAGACCCGGACACUCACUCAGUUUCACUUCCUCAGCUGGCCAGCUCAGGGCAUCCCUACCUCCACACGCCCCCUGCUGGACUUCCGCAGGAAGGUGAAUAAGUGCUACAGAGGACGAUCCUGCCCCAUCAUCGUGCACUGCAGUGAUGGUACAGGACGGACCGGGACUUACAUACUGAUUGAUAUGGUUCUGAAUCGCAUGGCUAAAGUUCCUUUAACUUCGGGGAGUACCAAUGGAAAAUUGGCCUUUUCUCUUUUCCAGGACCAGUUUGAGUUUGCACUGACUGCAGUCGCUGAGGAGGUGAAUGCCAUCCUCAAAGCUCUGCCCCAGUGAAACCAGUAUCGAGCAGGGCUGCCUCCAGUCUGAUGAACGGACCCCAAUGACUUGACCCACGCGCUUAACUUGUAUCCUACCUUUCUUUUUCUGUCUACUGACAAACAACAGCAUUAAUAAGAGUCACAGAGACUGAAGAUUUUAGCAAGGAGUUAAUCUGAACCUUCAGGAGAAAGAAGUAAUGAAAAAUAAACCUGGAUCAUGUGGCUAUUGAAAGUGGUUUUCAGUUUUAAAUCUGAUCAUCUACCUGUUGAAAUCCAAUCUGAAAGUGUUGUAGCUGUUGAAAUGAAUUGACUUUUGCCUCAAGGAAUAAGCUAAAUUUAAAAUACAUAUUUAUGUCUACAUGUAUUUGAAAGCAUCUGAAUGCUCUAAAAGUGUUGUAAUGCAGUGUGAAGACUGACAUUUAAUUUCCUCUCCUCACACAACUAACAUCCUUUGUGCCAUUUGGAUUGUUUUGUCUCUAAAUAUUGUUUGUUGCCUCACGCAAGAUAAAAUAAAAUCUUAAAAAAAAGAAAGAAAAGAAACUAUUCUAUGAGAAAAAAAUAAAAGCUAUUUUGUAUCUGUAAGACCUUAAAUAAAUCUUUUCGUGUGUAAGUGCUGCAAAUA
Molecule: messenger RNA, 3478 nt
Organism: Neolamprologus brichardi
Lineage: Eukaryota; Metazoa; Chordata; Actinopteri; Cichliformes; Cichlidae
Source: RefSeq, a predicted model, not a curated record